Molecule: messenger RNA, 471 nt
Organism: Penicillium canariense
Lineage: Eukaryota; Fungi; Ascomycota; Eurotiomycetes; Eurotiales; Aspergillaceae
Exons: 1
Coding region: 1-471 (156 amino acids)
Source: RefSeq, a predicted model, not a curated record
AUGACUGAAGUUCUGGGUAUUUUCGGACCGGCCCGCGCGACAGACCGCUUCCUCAGCAUUGGCACGGGCAUCGCCAGUAACGUCAAGGUGGAGCCCAUCAGUUUACCCGGUUCGGGCACGCUGAAGAGCUACGUCUCCGUAGCCACGAACAGCGAGAUCACACACAUCAUGUUCCGCACCCUGAUAGACGCAUUCGCCCCCACGGCUCGCCAGAAGAAAUACUGGCGCUUAAACGUCUCCAAACCCAUUCCGGGAGAGGAGAAGGUGAUUGAGAAGGGAUAUAUGUGGUGGAAGACGAAACACCUAGUGAAAGUGCUGGACAAUUACGAGAAUCCCGGGGAUUUGGAUGACAUUCAAGCGCUCUCCAAGCUCAAGGCGUGGACUGUGGAUUAUAUCAAAGAGGAAGCCAAGUUGAUCCAGGACUGUGUGGAGGCCGUUCAGAACAGCCUGGCUGCAGAUGCUAGGAGAUAA